Messenger RNA from Lichtheimia ornata, 1035 nucleotides. RefSeq lists its product as uncharacterized. The coding region runs from base 1 to 1035 and encodes 344 amino acids. Gene Ontology annotation, molecular function: ubiquitin binding. The transcript is spliced from 5 exons. Lineage: Eukaryota; Fungi; Mucoromycota; Mucoromycetes; Mucorales; Lichtheimiaceae. The record is from RefSeq and is a predicted model, not a curated record.
AUGACACCCCAGGAAGCCACUUUGAGUGAGAUUUUCCCUCAUAUCCAUCCCAGUACGAUCCAGCACGUGUUGGCUUCUAGAAACAAUAGUGUUCGUGAAGCACACGAGGUGCUCUUAGCCAUGAGUGAUGCCAAAAAAGAUGCAUCGUCCAUUUCUUCUUCUUCAUCAUCCUCAUCAUCGUACGCCCAUUACUCACGUAAAGCACAUCAUGAACAUCCAAGGCGCGAAGGAUCAUCAUCAAGCUCUGAGAAUUGGCGUUCCACGAGUGGUAGCGCUUGUGAUGUCUUUACUGGCAAAGAGCAAAGACGACAAGCAAAGCGUGAACAUAAAGAACAGAGGCGACGAGAAAAGCGUGAGCUUAGAGAAUGCAAACGAUGGCACACAGGCUGUGAUCGCCAUCGUAACUCUUUUAGUUGUGGAUCCAUGCAAAGCAUAGCGGCUUUGAGGGAACAAAUGACACAAACAGCCAAUGCCAUGAGCAAUCAUGCAGCCCACGCAGCCCAUGCCAUUAACACUCAAACAACACAAGCAUUCAGCACAGUGAACAACACAAUGAAUAGCCAAAUUUCACAAGCUAAUAAUGCUAUUUAUACGAUUCGGACAAAGAGUGGUGACAUCCCAUUGAAUGGUCCUAUCGGCAGCAUUGUUGGCCUGGGUAUCUUGGCAGCAAAAAAGGCAGCUUCAGUAUACAAUGAUCGAAAGGAUAAAAAGGAAAAAGAAAAGGCGAGGUCUGAACGUCCAUCAUCUAUUGCGAGUGAAACUUCAUCCAAUGCAACAUCAUCACCCUCCACCCAUAAUGCCCUUCCUCGUUAUUACACACAAAAGCCCGAUGAGCCUGAUGAAGCAACAACAUCAUCAUCAUCAGCAGCAGCAGCAGCUACCCCAAUGGCUGCACGAGCAGUGUCACUUCACAAGCCAAAUGAGCCAGAGGAGCAACCACCCUCCUAUGACUCAAUUUAUAAUGUACAGCUUGAUCCCCAUGCUAACGAAACCCAAUUCCCUCAACCCUCAGCUCCCAAGAAGCGAGCUUAUUAG